AUGAUCAGUGUCUCCUCAGUCGGCUUUGUUCUUCAUACUCUUAUGCUACGUAGCUCUCAGAAUCGCGAUGCGCAAGGAUUUCUCAAAAACCCAUCAUUACCUGCGAGUCCACACACGGCAUUCAACGUAGCCUUCACCAUCGUACAACCAUCGGAUGAUCAAGGAACCCCUCGGACUCCGAGAACAGGUGCCAAGCUGUCGAAGUCUUCCCGAAGACGCUUACGUUUGAUUUGUUCCUUCAGUCCUUCAGUCCAGCUCUGCUCUCUCGACGAAUUCAUCACUCCCUCUAACUCCAACUCGACGUUCAAGCGUUGGCCAGUCUUCCGGACAUGCAAGAAUUACAAGGUUUUCAAGCUCUUGAUCCAACGGGCGAAAUAG
This is a messenger RNA of Marasmius oreades (fairy-ring Marasmius), 378 nucleotides long. RefSeq lists its product as uncharacterized. The record is from RefSeq and is a predicted model, not a curated record. Bases 1 to 378 code for a protein of 125 amino acids. Lineage: Eukaryota; Fungi; Basidiomycota; Agaricomycetes; Agaricales; Marasmiaceae. The transcript is spliced from 2 exons.